AGCCAACACCAGCAAUCGAACUGUUUGAAAUAAGAACCAAAAAAAGCACUCAAUCACUAUUCGACCAAGGUAUCAUGGUGGAAUCGUCUGAAUCUUGGAGAAACCGUCGACGAAACGAUUUCGAAAACGCCAAAGCGCAAUGCCUCGGAAAACGUGACAAGAGUUUCGCCGGUCGCAUCGACCCGAAAGCAGUCGAUGCGUGCGGCAUCAUCAACGAGCGCGAAGAAAUGUAUACGACCUCGUCCUGUGCCGGUCGCUGCUUCAUGUACCGGGGACCAGGAAUCAAGGCAUCUACGGAGUUCAAACGGUUUCGAAUCUCACACGGUAAAAUUUUGGACCCAGAUCGGUAUUUCGAUUUGACGACCAUCGAAGAGGAUCCCUCAGGAGGAGGGGAUCCAAUCCGCACAAUUGGUCAAUACGACUACAAAACUACGAAUGGCGAAGCUGAUAAUGACAAUGAAGAAGAAAACACAGAAAGCAUUGAAACCAAUGGUCAGAUCGAUCGCAACAAUGGUGCCGAAUCGUUGUCUAAUGAUCCCACCGAUCAAACGAUAUGGCUCCGGUUUGAGCCCUUCAUUUUGCACGUCGCAUGUCGAUCACUCUCGGCUGCCCAUCAUCUCAUGGCUACUGCUCGUCCGGCAUUUAAGAACGUGGGCUUGACCCAUUGGAAAGAACGCCGGUAUUUAGUGGCCAUCUGGGGCGACGAGGGACUCGAAAUGCCCAUGUGUACUCCAGAGGGUCCGAAUGCGCCGUUGUAUAGACCACAAAUGUCACAGUGGUUGUCAGAACUAGUCAACGAGCGACAAACACGAAACUGGAACAAAAUUGAACGAUUUUGUAACAGUUUGCGAGAAAUGGGACCCGUAACCGAUGAUUCAGAGGAAGAGCAUGCACUGAGUUUCAACAACUUCAAUCUCAAUGCCAACAGUGACUUCGUCGGCAGCGACAUUGGUGUCGCCGACAGUGCUGGUGGUGCUGAUAAGAAGAGGAUUAUUCCAAGAUCAUUUGAUAUGAUUGGCGACAUAGCCUAUCUACAUUCCAUUCCAGAAGGAGGCGAUCCUAAAGCCAUCGGAACCGCGAUCAUGAAAAAGAACAAAUCGAUCAAGGUGGUUGUUGCUCGGCAAUCCAACCUUGAGGGCACGGAACGCGCUCCCGGAGAGGAGGGCCUCGCUAUCAUCGCAGGAGCCCAAAGAUCACCAUUGAUCACAUCCCAUACCGAAUUUGGUAUCCGUUGUGUGGUUGAUCUGAACCAUUGUUUCUUUAGUCCCCGAAUGGCUCAAGAGCGGUUGCGUAUAUGUCAGCAGGUCGCUCGCGGGGAAGAUGUUUUGGUUUGUUUUGCCGGAGUGGGCAUGGAAGCGAUUCAGAUUUCGGGACGCACCGAGGCCUCGUCAGUGGUAGCAGUAGAACUCAACGAGGUAGCGGUCGAAUGCGCUCGGCGGGGACACCGGAUGCUUGGAAACAACAAGGCCGUCAAAACCACCGGAGCCGCAGAACGGUUGCAGAUCGUGCAAGGGGAUGUCCUCGAUGUAUUGCCUUCUCUGAAUCGACAAUUCGAUCGAAUUCUGGCCCCACGGCCCAAGGAGGGAAAGUUGGACGGAGAUUUGGGGUCUGGUGACGGUGGAGAAACAUUUUUAAGGGUCUUGUUGCGCCACAUGAAGGACGGAGGCGAAUGCCAUUGGUACGAUUUUGUUGCCGACCACGAGUAUCCAGCGUGCGAACGAACGACGACUCUCAUUGAACGAUUGUGCAAGGAUCAAGGGAUGACAAUGGAAGUAUUGCACGCAGCCCAUGUUGGGAGUGUGGCGAAGCGUCAACUCAGAGUGUGUCUCGAUUUCAAAAUCAAGCGUGUCGCUUGACCUAGAAAUUUCAGAACAAUUAAUAUAGACAAUCUAACGAA
Molecule: messenger RNA, 1897 nt
Organism: Pseudo-nitzschia multistriata
Lineage: Eukaryota; Bacillariophyta; Bacillariophyceae; Bacillariales; Bacillariaceae
Source: the annotation of a GenBank genome assembly